ACAGGCGCAGUAAUUGUGCAAACACGAAGAGCCGCGCUCCUGAGACGAUUCGGACUCGUUCAUUUCGGAGAUAAUAUCGAAGCUCUCGAAAUGGUCGCUAAGCGGGGUUUUCCCUUCGAGGACUCCCAACAAGGUCAAUACAAAAUACACGUUACUGAGAAGGUCUACAAUUCUACGGAGCAGAGAAUCUCGUCGGUUUACGAACGAACGCUUUCGAAAUUGAUGACUGGAUCCCGGGACUUUUUCCGAACCCAGCGAGGGACAUGCCCAGCAUCGGGGAAUUCCCCGGCAGAAUUGAAAGAGUGCAUCUCCUGCCGCAGAGAAGAGCUUUGCUCAGCUAAAUGCGAUUUCUGUGACGUUGCCGUAUGUGAUAACUGCGCGAGAAUCUGUCACAGCUGUGAGAACGUCUUCUGCCACAUGUGCUCUAUCGUCAGUUACGGCGAGCGCGACAACACAGCAAUCUGUUUUUCGUGUAAAUGACGAAUGAUGUGUGUGAUUCCAAUGGUCAAAAUUCAGAGCUCAGCAAGAUACCCGCCAUGAAACGAUCUCUUCUGUCAGUUGCACUGUCGUUUGUUUGUAUAUAAGCUCAAUUGUUAUUGCCUCGAAGUAUUCUAGAUCAAUCAAGAAUCGAUCAACAUGAUCACAGAAGGCUUAGAGAAAUGGUAGAUUUUUUGGAAGAAUAAAGUCAAAAUUCUU
This is a messenger RNA of Galendromus occidentalis (western predatory mite), 696 nucleotides long. RefSeq names its product apoptosis regulatory protein Siva. Bases 91 to 480 code for a protein of 129 amino acids. NCBI's taxonomy places the organism in Eukaryota, Metazoa, Arthropoda, Arachnida, Mesostigmata, Phytoseiidae. The record is from RefSeq and is a predicted model, not a curated record. Gene Ontology annotation, biological process: extrinsic apoptotic signaling pathway. Gene Ontology annotation, molecular function: CD27 receptor binding. The transcript is spliced from 5 exons.